AAGUCCAGCAGCCUCUCCCGGAGCACUUUCGGCAGUUGCGGGGAUGGCGAUGACCGACGUGCUCAAAGCGGACGACAUCAAGAAGGCGGUGGGAGCCUUUGCAGCUGCUGACUCUUUUAACCACAAGAAGUUCUUUGAAAUGGUGGGACUUAAAAAACUCAGCAAAGGAGAUGUGGAGAAAGUUUUCCACAUUCUGGACAAAGAUCGAAGUGGCUUUAUUGAAGAGGAUGAACUCAAGUUUGUAUUGAAGGGCUUUGCUGCUGAAGGCAGAGACUUAUCUGAUAAAGAAACGAAGGCAUUCUUGGCUGCUGGAGAUAAAGAUGGAGAUGGCAAAAUCGGCGUUGAUGAAUUCACAACCUUGGUGGCUGAAUCAUAAAGGCUUUGGCCAAUCUGCACCCUUCACCCACUCUUCGCCGCCUGAUUUCAACUGUUCUCUGCUGACCUCCAUAGUUCCUCUUCUGUUUAUUUAUGUUGUUUUAUACUCCAACUCUGUUCUCUGCAGCCCUGUAACACUGUAACUGUGCUGAAAGAUGCUCUUAAAAUAAUAAAGGUCACAUCAAUCGGG
Euleptes europaea (tarantolino) is the source of this 565-nucleotide messenger RNA. RefSeq names its product parvalbumin (gene PVALB). Gene Ontology annotation, cellular component: cytoplasm; nucleus. NCBI's taxonomy places the organism in Eukaryota, Metazoa, Chordata, Lepidosauria, Squamata, Sphaerodactylidae. The coding region runs from base 44 to 376 and encodes 110 amino acids. Gene Ontology annotation, molecular function: calcium ion binding. The record is from RefSeq and is a predicted model, not a curated record. The transcript is spliced from 6 exons.